CGGGGGAAGGAGAAGAUCCUCUCAGCCAUGCCGGAACGGCAAGACGACACGCCUCUGGGGGUGAUGCAUCCGCCGACACGGUGCCUGCGGUGUGGUGAUGUCCUGGAGUGGUCAGAGGAACACAGUGUCCUACUUGGCUGCUCGUGCUGCUCGACGGUGGAUGAGACUCUGGAGAACGCCGCCCGAGGCCUGUCGAGCAAAAUGAAGAGAGAGAAGAGUCACUGGGCGGCUGGAAGAAUCGGUGAUAUUGACUUCCUCAGUCCGACUAAGACGAGAGGAAAGUUCAUAAGGGUGCGUAGCAACACAGACCCAGUGCUGAUCUACCAGAUGCUGACAGAGGAGUGGGGCCUUUCUCCUCCACACCUGGUCGUCGCUCUGGUGGGAGGAGAUGAGCUGGCGCAGAUGAAGCCCUGGCUCAGGGACACACUUCGAAAAGGGCUGGUGAAGGCUGCACAGAGCACAGGGGCAUGGAUUCUGACUAAUGGGCUUCGCUUUGGCAUCACGAAGCACUUGGGCCAGGCGGUGCGAGAUCACUCCCUGGCCAGCACCUCCUCUAAAGUUCGUGUAGUGGCUAUUGGCAUCGCCCCCUGGAAUAUGAUCCACAACCGAGAGGCCCUGCUCACUGCCAAGGUGGAUGAGCCUGCUGUAUACAAGGCACAAGACCUGCCUCAUGGUGCAGUGUAUUCCCUGGACAGCCAUCACUCCCACUUUGUUCUGGUGGAGGAGGAUCCCAACAGACCCGGAGCAACCAGUGAAAUGAGGGUGAAGCUGCUCAAGCACAUAUCUCUGCAGCGCACUGCUUAUGGAGGCACAGGAAGCUUCGAGAUCCCUGUUCUGUGCCUCCUGGUCCACGGGGAACCCCGAAUCCUGAAGAGGAUGCAUAAAGGUAUUGGCAAUUCGACACCAUGGCUGAUCCUCGCCGGCUCCGGAGGAGUGGCUGACAUCCUCGUCACGCUGAUGAAUAGGGGCUGCUGGGAUCCGGACAGUGUUCGCGAGCUGCUGCUGGACACCUUUCCCAAUGCCCACCACAGCAGCGACGUCAGUAACUGGGUCAAGCUGAUCCAGAAGGUGCUUGAUCACGGACAUCUUCUUACCGUCCACGACCCUGAACAAGAAAGCUCUGAGCUGGACACAGUGAUCCUCAAAGCUCUCGUCAAGGCUUGUAAGAGCCAAAGCCAGGAAGCUCAGGACUUCCUGGAUGAGCUGAAGCUGGCCGUGGCCUGGAACCGAGUGGACAUUGCCAAGAGCGACAUCUUCAAUGGCGACGUGGAGUGGAAGGCAUGUGACCUUGAGGAGGUGAUGAUGGACGCUCUGAUCAACGACAAGCCGGACUUCGUACGUCUCUUCGUGGACAACGGCGUGAACCUGGGGGAGUUCCUGACCUACGGCCGCCUGCAGGAGCUCUACUGGUCGGUUUCAGAGAAGAGUCUCCUUCACAACCUGCUUCUCAAAAAGUAUGAGGAGAAGCAGGUACUGCUGGGAGCCGCCAGGACUCCCGGGCCACCCGGGCAUCACCCUUCUGAAACAGGAAAACCUCGAUUCACUCUGUAUGAGGUCGCCAAAGUGCUGAAAGACUUUCUCCAUGACUCCUGUAAAGGCUUCUACCAAAAGAUUCCCACAGAGAAGCCGGCAAAAGGUCGACUGUUCCACAACCAGAAGAACCUGGCAGAGUUAGAGGAGCGCAGCGAACAUCCUUGGAGGGAUCUUUUCCUCUGGGCCGUUCUUCAGAACCGACAGCAGAUGGCCAAUUACUUUUGGGCAAUGGGCCCUGAGGCGGUUGCGGCGGCGCUGGCGGGUUGUAAGAUUCUCAAAGAGAUGGCGCGACUGGAAUCCGAGGCUGAGUCCGCGCGCAGUAUGAAGGAAGCCAAGUAUGAGCAGUUUGCCCUUGACGUCUUCGGAGAGUGCUACUCCAACAGUGAAGACAGGGCGUACGCUCUGUUAGUGAGGAGAACCCACUGCUGGAGCAAAUCUACCGUCCUCAACCUGGCAACUGAGGCAGAUGCCAAAUCCUUCUUUGCCCAUGAUGGAGUUCAGGCUCUCCUCACUAAGAUUUGGUGGGGUGCCAUGACUACUGACACAGCCAUCUCCAAGCUGGUGGUGUCGUUCUUCUGUCCGCCUCUCAUCUGGACCAACCUCAUUAAGUUCAGUGAUGAAGAACUUGACAGCCGCAGUGGUAGCGAGCAGUUUGGAGAGCUGGACAGUCUGGAUACAGAGAAAGCCCUGCUGUUAACUGAUGACGACGACCCCCUGGACUCUUCACCUGGAGGUCCAGCAGAUCAGAGCUGUGCCUCUGUCUGGUGGCGCUUCCUGUUGCGCCGCUGGCGUCGCUUCUGGAGCGCCCCCGUCACUGUGUUCCUCGGCAACGUCAUCAUGUACUUCGCCUUCCUCUGCCUCUUCACGUACGUGCUGCUGCUCGACUUUCGGCCUCCCCCGCCUCGUGGCCCCGGAGCCCCAGAGAUAAUGCUCUACUUCUGGGUCUUCACCUUGGUACUGGAGGAACUUCGACAGAGCUUCUUCACUGAUGAGGAGAUAAGCAUUUUGAAGAAGUUCAAACUCUACGUGGAGGACAACUGGAACAAGUGCGAUAUGGUGGCCAUCUCACUCUUUGUCGUGGGAGUUUCAUGCAGGAUGGUGAACCACACCUAUGAGGCGGGGAGAACCGUUCUGGCCAUAGACUUCAUGGUAUUCACUCUGAGGCUCAUCCAUAUCUUCGCCAUCCACAAGCAGCUGGGCCCCAAGAUCAUCAUUGUGGAAAGAAUGAUGAAGGAUGUUUUCUUCUUCCUCUUCUUCCUGAGCGUGUGGCUCAUUGCGUACGGAGUCGCCACGCAGGCUCUUCUCCACCCCAAUGACCCGAGGAUUGACUGGGUGUUUCGCAGAGCUCUGUACCGCCCCUACCUGCACAUCUUUGGACAGAUUCCCUUGGAGGAAAUAGACGCUGCCCGCAUGCCUGAGAGUAACUGCACCAAUGACUCCGAGGAGAUCAUCAUGGGCUUACGGCCUCCGUGCGCCAACGUCUACGCCAACUGGCUGGUCAUCCUCCUGCUGGUGAUCUACCUGCUUGUCACCAAUGUCCUGCUGCUCAACCUCCUCAUUGCCAUGUUCAGCUACACUUUCCAGGUGGUGCAGGGUAACACAGACAUCUUCUGGAAGUUCCAGAGAUAUAACCUGAUUGUGGAGUACCACAGCCGCCCGGCUCUGGCCCCGCCCUUCAUCAUUAUAAGUCACCUCUCUCAGCUCCUCCUCAGUAUGGUCAAACGGCCUGAAUCCAAGCAGGAGCAUCUGGAGAGGGAGCUGCCGGCAGGACUGGACCAGAGGCUGAUCACAUGGGAGACGGUGCAGAAAGAAAACUACCUGGCGAAUGUGGAGCGACGCCACUGGGAGAGCAGUGAGGAGAGGCUCAAGAGUACUUCAUCAAAGGUUCAGAGCUUGCUAAAAAUCGUUGGCGGCGUCAAGGACCAAGAGAAACGACUGGCCAUCAUGGAAUCUCAGGUUCGAUACUGUGGUGAGGUGCUGUCCUGGAUGGCAGAGUGCUUCGCUCAAAGCACACUCAAUUGUGGGAAGGAAGCUCCAAGAGCUCCAAUGUCUGUGACGAGCUACAAGGCGGACGGACCUCAGAGCCAACCAGAGAAAGAGGUCGAAGAGAAAGAGGGAGGAGCCAGGUCAGGUCACCAAGGACACGGAGCCAGCAAAAAGCUCCCCUACAUCGAUGAAUGAAAGUAGUCAAACAGCUAACAACGACAUGUCGAUUUAUGGAUUCGUUUAGAAGAACAAAAGAACCAGAGUAGCUCGUUCUUUUCAGGGGGGGCAAUUUAAUUAUUUCUCAUGUACUGAAUUUAUCUACAAAGGCAGAUGUAUAAAAUAUAUGUCUCACCUUUGUGGUUAUCAUCAAGAGAACUUCGCUUUUAUUUAAGCCCAUUUCGCUCUAUCGUUGAAUAACACACUAGGAAAAAAUAUUUGGAUAUCAAAAUUUUACAGUCACUUUAAUCUCAUAACACAAUGUGAAGGCAGAAAGAAUAACAAUAAAAUACUAAUACAUCAAAGAAAAGAUUGAUAGGCAGCGGUUUUCUCUCGGUCGAAGCCACUGUGAAAAGUUGUCGACACUAAAAAUCUGUAAAUCACAUUAAGUAGGAAUUCAAAGGCACUAAAUACAGUGUGGAAAUGUAGCAUGGAGAUCAUUCUGAGAAACCGUCACGGGGAAAAAAGAUGCUGUCGUUUUGGAUGAUUUGGAGGCAUUAUGAGAUUAAAGUAAUGCAUCUAUUGUCCACUGGGUAGCAGUGUUGAGGCACUCUGGCAUUUGGUUUGAACCUCAAUUUACUCAACACACCCUCUUGUGGUAUAACAAUGUAUGGCGACGCUGAACAGGCUUGGGGAAAAUUGGCAGAUUUUAGUGGAAACACAAGCAGCUCAUCACAGGAUUGUCACCGAUGCAUUUUCACUGUUUUCACCGCAAACUAGCUGUUAAAUGUGUGGUCAGAAGUAGCAAGGCACAAAAGACUAAAUCCAGCGACUGUUCACCUCUAAACAAUGACCUUUAUUAUCCUAACGUACCCUGUGGAGUUUUUGUGUCAUCUACAUUUCCUCCUUCAUGAAAUAUUUGAGAACAUUUUUCAGACUUAUAAGAUACAUACACAUUAUAUACAACUAAUAUAUACAUAUUAGUUUUCUAUACAUUUAACAGCAUCAAAAAAUAAAUCCUGACUCUUCGCUUGCUGAUGAGGCACCAGGUUGUUAAAUUAAAAUUGUCCACAUCAUAUAAGUGCAGAUUAUGAUUAUCAAUCCGCUAAAACAAAAGUAAGUGAAAGUGGAAUAUUCGUUAUGCUAUUGGAAGUGAUUCUGGCUCCCCCCCCCCCCAACAAACCUAUUUAGUUCUGUUGCUCAUGUCACAUUGUGUGUUUGUGUUGUGAUAAUUGUAGCUCCUCUCACUCUAAAAAUAAACGGCUUUCAAGCAGUAGAAAAUAUCCUAAGGAACACGGUGAAGAAUCAUGCAAAAACAUUUCCUUCUUCCUGAUGCCGUUUGUUUAUUCUCCACUUUUUGACAAAAUCUCUAUUUCUCUGUGUAAUAUUAACUCGGAUGUUGUAUAUUUUCUACUUUUCUUGCGGACACAUGUCCAGACGAAAGCUCAUUUUUCUGUUCAGCUGGAAAACUACUGUACUUUAUGCAAACAGAUGUAAUUUAACCCAUCCCAGCUUAAAGUUACAGCAUAAAUUCUUUUAUGUGUCAUACUGUCCUCAUGAUUGUCUUGUGAUUUGAUUUCUGAAUCAAUUGCUACACAGCCAGGCGACGAUGAUGCUGAAGGCUGAUUUUCACUUUCUUUUUCUGAAUGAGUUGUUUGCAUCUCUUAUUUUAGCUUUUAGUCUCUGAGCGUGAGGAUCAUGUUCCCUGCAGUGUCUGUGGAUACAUGUUGGACCUUGUGCAUGCUGGAACAAGAAAAAAAAAGAGAAAAAGAAAGAAG
Salarias fasciatus (jewelled blenny) is the source of this 5453-nucleotide messenger RNA. It is a transcript of the gene trpm5, whose product is annotated as transient receptor potential cation channel, subfamily M, member 5. Gene Ontology annotation, molecular function: calcium-activated cation channel activity; ligand-gated calcium channel activity. Gene Ontology annotation, cellular component: plasma membrane. The transcript has 26 exons. Gene Ontology annotation, biological process: calcium ion transmembrane transport. Bases 28 to 3714 code for a protein of 1228 amino acids. NCBI's taxonomy places the organism in Eukaryota, Metazoa, Chordata, Actinopteri, Blenniiformes, Blenniidae. The record is from RefSeq and is a predicted model, not a curated record.